UCCGGUAUUUUGGGUGGAAAACCAGAAGGGCACACUUAAAAAUUGGUGUUUCUUGUGGAAAUAAUUUAGUAGCAAAUAAACAAAUUAAAUCUCUCAGGAUGUCUGCCCUGCGCCGUGACGUUUCGCCCUUGAUCCAGCGCAUCCGGGCCUUCCUGCUGGGCCGGGAACACAACCUGGCGCUGCGUUUCGAGGACGGACUGGCCGACCGCACCCAGCCGCAGCCGGAGAUUCCGGACGGACCGUCGCACCUGCACUCGGCCAACUACUACUGCCAGCGGGAUGCCCGCCGCGAGGUCUUCCCGCCCAUCGACCUGGUGGAGCAGCAAAAGCAGCUGGCGGCGGAUGCCGGAGGAGCGGCGAAGGCCACCUCCCAGCUGCCAACUCCGGGCAAGGUCUACGGCUGGGACUAAUGGCCCCCGGAUGGCCAUGGUCUUUCCACGGGAAUCGCCUUUGUUUUUGAGUUGUAGUUCGAGCCGGUUAAAGCUAAUAUAGAAUCCAUUCAAGUCGA
Messenger RNA from Drosophila gunungcola (fruit fly), 508 nucleotides. RefSeq names its product NADH dehydrogenase [ubiquinone] 1 alpha subcomplex subunit 7 (gene ND-B14.5A). Gene Ontology annotation, biological process: ATP synthesis coupled electron transport; mitochondrial electron transport, NADH to ubiquinone. The record is from RefSeq and is a predicted model, not a curated record. Bases 99 to 410 code for a protein of 103 amino acids. Lineage: Eukaryota; Metazoa; Arthropoda; Insecta; Diptera; Drosophilidae. The transcript has 2 exons. Gene Ontology annotation, cellular component: mitochondrial inner membrane.